UGUCGAUAUUAAUGGCCCCACUGUCUUGGAAAAGCAAUGUUCCACUUGCUUUCAACGCUUGGAUACCUUACAGCUUAGAAUCCAAAAUUACAUAUUUUUUUACAUAUUUUCAUCAAAUAGUAUGUAUCAUGAUGGCAGCUUGUAUUACAGCCUCAGUUGAAAGUUUAGCGAUGGUGAUAAUGCUACACAUUUGCGCACAACUAGAAAUCAUCGUUCAUCGCCUGAAGUCACUUCCAAGAUUACAGGAAAAAAGUAAUUCUCAAUCCAUAAUAUAUGAGCUUGAGUCGAAGCUCAUAAAAGAUUGUGUAAAUCAUCAUAUUCACACAUACACGCUCGGAGAAAAUUUGAACGAGACAUUUGGCCCUGUUAUUUUCGUACAAUUUUUUGUAUCAGUGAUAGCCUUAGGGGCGGUUAUCUAUCCAAUGUCCAAAUUGAGUACGAGUCUUUAUGAUCUAAACACCUGGAGACUAAUAUUCACCUUCGCAUCUACUAUAUCUCAGAUAUUCCUCUACUGUUUUUAUGGCGAUAAAAUGAUGGAGAAGAGCAUGGCUAUCGCAGAAGAAGUUUACCAGAUAGAUUGGAUCGAAACAACAAUUAAAACAAAAAAAAACCUUACUUCAAUUAUGAUGCGUGCUGAAAAACCUAUAAAGUUGACUGGCUUAUCAAUUAUCAUUAUGACAAUAGAAACUUUUUUUAAAAUAAUUAAGUCUGCUUAUUCUGCUUACAAUGUAUUGAAGAAAACUUAACAAAUUCAAGAGGAGGAGACAGAGACAAAUAAGAAAAGAAAGAUUUGUUGCUUUAAAUUAAGAUUCCGUUGCUCAUGUAUGAGAAUAAAUAUAAUUAAUGCUUCACAC
Belonocnema kinseyi is the source of this 854-nucleotide messenger RNA. RefSeq names its product odorant receptor 9a-like. Gene Ontology annotation, biological process: sensory perception of smell; detection of chemical stimulus involved in sensory perception of smell. The coding region runs from base 12 to 746 and encodes 244 amino acids. Gene Ontology annotation, cellular component: plasma membrane. Gene Ontology annotation, molecular function: odorant binding; olfactory receptor activity. The record is from RefSeq and is a predicted model, not a curated record. The transcript is spliced from 4 exons. NCBI's taxonomy places the organism in Eukaryota, Metazoa, Arthropoda, Insecta, Hymenoptera, Cynipidae.